Eubalaena glacialis (North Atlantic right whale) is the source of this 3083-nucleotide messenger RNA. It is a transcript of the gene SENP1, whose product is annotated as SUMO specific peptidase 1. Gene Ontology annotation, biological process: protein desumoylation. Gene Ontology annotation, cellular component: nucleus. Gene Ontology annotation, molecular function: deSUMOylase activity. The coding region runs from base 123 to 2153 and encodes 676 amino acids. NCBI's taxonomy places the organism in Eukaryota, Metazoa, Chordata, Mammalia, Artiodactyla, Balaenidae. The transcript has 18 exons. The record is from RefSeq and is a predicted model, not a curated record.
GACUACUUCUGCGUCUCACGUAAACAUUUCUCCAACUCUUUUUACUCUGUGGUAUCUCCCCGAGAUGUGAUACCGCUAGUGCCACCACCAGAGAGAAACGUCUGGACCCUCCUGCCCAGGUUAUGAAAAGCCCCUUAACCGCCACCGUUUGCUUACCUGGCUCAUCGCCUUCUGGACUUUGUAUCUUUGCUGAAGUCAGUGAUGUGAAAACACCUGACAUGGAUGAUACUGCUGAUAGGAUGAGGAUGGAUGCUGGAGAAGUAACUUUAGUGAACCACAACUCCAUAUUCAAAACCCAUCUCCUGUCACAAACAGGUUUUCCAGAGGACCAGCUUUCACUUUCUGACCAUCAGAUUUUACCUUCCAGGCAAGGAAAUUUGGACCGAUCUUAUACUUGUUCUACAAGAAGUGCAGCUUAUCCAAAUUAUUAUUCAGACAACCCUUCCUCAGACAGUUUUCUUGGCUCAGGAGACCUAAGAACCUUUGGCCAGAGUGCAAAUGGCCAGUGGAGAAAUUCCACUCCAGCAUCAGGUUCAACUUUACAAAAAUCAAGAAACAGCCGAAGUCUUUACCUCGAAACCCGAAAGACCUCAAGUGGAUUAUCAAACACUUUUACAGGAAAGUCAAACCAUCACUGUCAUGUGUCUGCAUAUGAAAAAUCUUUUCCUAUUAAGCCUGUUUCAAGUCCAUCUUGGAGUGGUUCAUGUCGUCGAAAUCUUUUGAGCCCCAAGAAAACUCAGAGGCGACACAUUAGUACAGCAGAAGAGACAGUUCAAGAGGAAGAACGAGAGAUUUACAGACAGCUGCUACAGAUGGUCACAGGGAAACAGUUUUCUGUAGCCAAACCCACCACACACUUUCCUUUACACUUGUCUCGAUGUCUUAGUUCCAGUAAGAAUACUUUGAAAGACUCACUGUUUAAAAAUGGAAGCUCUUGUGCAACCCAGAUCAUUGGCUCUGAUACUUCGUCAUCUGGAUCGGCCAGUAUUUUAACUGCCCAGGAACAAUUGUCCCACAAUGUGUUUCCCAUAUCAUCUUAUACCCCAGAUGUUGUUGCAUUUGGAUCCAAAGAUUCUGAUCCUCUCCAUCAACCCCAACAUCACCACUCUCUUUCACAUCAGCCAGAUAACUUACCAACUUCAAAUACACAAUCUGAAGGAUCAGACUCUGUGAUUUUACUCAAAGUGAAAGAUUCCCAGACUCCAACUCCCAGUCCUACUUUUUUCCAGGCAGAGCUGUGGAUCAAAGAAUUGACUAGUGUUUAUGAUUCUCGAGCACGGGAAAGAUUGCGCCAGAUUGAAGAGCAGAAAGCACUGGCAUUACAGCUUCAAAACCAGAGACUGCAGGAACAAGAACAUUCAGUACAUGAUUCAGUAGAACUGCAUCUUCGUGUGCCUCUUGAAAAGGAGAUUCCUGUCACGAUCGCCCAAGAAACAGGAAAAAAAGGUCAUAAAUUAACACAGAGCAUAGACGAAUUUCCUGAAAUCACAGAGGAAAUGGAGAAAGAAAUAAAGAAUGUAUUUCGUAAUGGGAACCAGGAUGAAGUUCUGAGUGAAGCAUUCCGCUUGACUAUUACACGCAAAGAUAUUCAAACUCUAAAUCAUCUGAACUGGCUCAAUGAUGAGAUCAUCAAUUUCUACAUGAAUAUGCUGAUGGAGCGAAGUAAAGAGAAGGGAUUGCCAAGUGUGCAUGCAUUUAAUACCUUUUUUUUCACUAAGUUAAAAACGGCUGGUUAUCAAGCAGUGAAACGUUGGACAAAGAAAGUGGAUGUCUUUUCUGUUGACAUUCUUUUGGUGCCCAUUCACCUGGGAGUGCACUGGUGUCUUGCUGUUGUAGACUUUAGAAAGAAGAAUAUUACCUAUUACGACUCCAUGGGUGGGAUAAACAAUGAAGCCUGCAGGAUCCUCUUGCAAUACCUGAAGCAAGAAAGCAUUGACAAGAAAAGGAAAGAGUUUGACACCAAUGGCUGGCAACUCUUCAGCAAGAAAAGCCAGGAGAUUCCACAGCAGAUGAAUGGAAGUGACUGUGGCAUGUUUGCCUGCAAAUAUGCUGACUGCAUUACCAAAGACAGACCAAUCAACUUCACACAGCAACACAUGCCCUACUUCCGGAAGCGGAUGGUCUGGGAAAUCCUCCACCGAAAGCUCUUGUGAAGACUGUCUCAAUUAGCAGACGUGGACUUGUGGGAGACCAGCUCUUUGUUGUCUACGGCCAGAGACCUUGGAAACAGCUGCUCCCAACCCUCUGUUCUUGUAAAGUCCUUGAUCCUGGACCAGGCCCUGGAGAGAUGCACUCACAAGCACAUCUGCCUUUCCUUUUGUAUCUCAGAUACUAUUUUUGCAAAGAAACUUUGGUGCUGUGAAAGGGGUGAGGGACAUCCCUAAGCUGAAGAGAGAGACUGCUUUUCACUUCUUCAGUUCUGCCAUCUUAUUUUCAAAGGGCUCCAGCCUCACUCAGUCUCUAAUUAGGGGCCUGAGAGAAGCUUGGAAAGACUAUUGAUUUCAUGUAAACUCUUGUUGUUAGGCCUUACUAAGAGGUAGGAAAGGACGUGGGCAAAAAGGUAGGGAUGAAAACCACCAGCAUAUACACGCACACAUACAUACACACAGGAUUUUCAAGAUAUGUCACUGGAAAGUGACUGUAAACUGGACUUUGGGGCACCUGCGUAAUUCCCUCCUCCAGGACUUCUCCUAUUUAUAUGCCCCUUGGUGAAAUCCGUCUGCUUCUGUACAAGGCUGUUUUAUCAUCUGUAGCUUCUUCCUCUCCUGAGGCACAACACGUGAGCCCUGGAUGGACCCCAAAGUCCCAGGCAGUCCUUUCCUUAAAAGCAGAGGCUUGCAUGUGCUCACAACACAUGAUAUGGGGAAGACCCACCCAGGGAGCGGUUUAGUGGAGCGACAAGGCACCACUUUUACUGCUAACUACUUCUGACCAAGAAGAAGGACCUCAGUCUUUAGCAUAAAAUUCCAGCAUUGGAUGAAUGCAGGUCUAGUUUGGUCUGUGGCUAGCUAGUUUAAAUAUGUUUCUAACCACAGAGAAUUUAAUAUAUAUAUAUAUAUUUCACAGGGAUGUUUUUUUUUUUU